UAACCUUCAAACGUUGGAUCAAGAAGAGGUUGUCUUUUCAUUAUCUUCGUCAUUAUUAAUUUAGUACUGCUACAAAAAGUUAAAACAGUUCACGUCUCCUCCCUCUGUCCUUAAAAUCAGAAAGCUUCCUAAAUUGUUAUUUUUCCUACAUUCUGAAUUCAUACCACACACUUUCACGCAAGUGGGUAACCCAAAAAGUUUGCAUUUUUAAUUUUUAGGACUAAUUUCUUUUUGGGUCUACAAAAUUUUAAGUUGUGGAGCUUUUUUCAGUUCAGAAAAGGUAAAAGAUGGCAGUUUUGAAAGCUGGAACUAGACCCCCAUGGGUGGGUUUAGGAGCUGCAGUUUGGGUGCAAAUUGCUGCUGGGAAUGCCUAUACUUUCCCUCUUUACUCCUCUGCCCUGAAAUCAGUUCUGGGUUUUACUCAGCAGCAGCUCACGAUUCUUGGAGUGGCUAAUGAUUUUGGUGAAAACGUGGGGAUUGUUGCCGGCAUCGCCUGCAACAAGUUGGCUCCUUGGGCGGUUCUCCUUGUUGGGCUUUGUUUAUCUUUCUUGGGAUAUGGUGUUUUGUGGCUUGCUGUUAGUGGAACAGUUUCCUCCUUGCCUUACUGGGUUGUGAGUUCCUUGAACUACCUACCUACUUUCUGCUUCUCUUUUAAUUCACUAAUCAACAUGAUUCGAUGAGCUAAUGUCUAUUGCGAUCAUUUUGGGGACGAUAUCUGUUACACUCUAAUAGGACGAUUUGUAUUGUUUGGCAUUCAUUUUCGAUGCAAUAGUUCUGGAGGAUUGGUCGGUUUUAGUUGCGAAUUUCAAAUUCAUAGAUAUUAGUCUAUGAUCGGGUGAUUCCUUUUUGGCUUUUUUUCUUUUUUCUUUUUCUGUAUUAUUUGAAUGCCGUAUGUAGUUCAAAUGCUUUAAUUUUCCUGGAACGUAGGGUAGUUAGGGAUUACCAGAUUAGUCUUUUAUUAUUGUUUUCUUUUGUUGUUUAACAGAGGGGAUUAUUCAAUGUGGGCUAUUUUGACAAGUGGAUUAGGUUGAGUUGGGUGGCUUUUCUUAGUUUUUGGAACUUAGGUUUACUUUACAUUGCAGUCCUCUAAUUCUCUAAGAUGAAUAUCCCGCAAGCAUGUGUUUCUACUUGUUUAUCCAAAAGAAAAACCCAGAUACUUUAUUCUAUUUCUUCAGUAAGAAAACCCGUGAAUCUGGUAAUCCAUUUCCUACUUUUUGCAUAAUUAAUAAUCCAUCCCGGGGAGCAACAUAGACUUGGGAGAAAUAUCUAAGAAAGUUUGAAGACAAUUGAAGUUAAAGUUUGAUAAUACUUCUCUAAUCUGCUUUCAUGAAAGUUAAGUCCAAAUGUCUUCCUGUUCGGAUUUAAAUUUGACUUGAGAAGACAAUGUUUUGGGAAACUUUUUUUUGGUAAUUAUUUUUCAUGACUGUAGCACUGGAGCCUACCAAAGAUUUCAUUAGUAACUUCGAGCAACCUUCUUUCCUAGAAGGAAAAACCACAAUUUACUUUUCUCAGAUCUCAACUUCUAGCAGGCGAAGCCGUCUCUGGUGUCUAUUAUACAGCUCGCACUAUUCAGUCUUAGUAUUACUGUUUAAAGUUUCACUCAGAUUGCCAGUUUUCCUCUUUACUUAGGUACAGUCUUGUAGGUUCAACUAUGUUUAUUGUACAUAAUUUUGAGGUUGCACAUUGCGGCCGCAGAUGCUAGUGCAAUUUCCUAAAAAGAUUUGUCAAGGGGCAGGAUAUUUACCAAUUUGUCGGAAAAUUCGAAAGAAUUUAAAAUACAUUAAAAUGCGGUGUGUCAUUCCUUGCAGUUGUUAUGCUUCCUUUCUCCUUAAUGCCGAGUCAAUAUUGAUUUUAGUUCAACAUUUCUCUUGAUCACAGUAUUGUACAUCUGCUAUCCUACACACUAUUAUUGUUUCACCUCUAUUGCAUCUGUGAUCAUGUUUUUUAAUUAUUGAUUCUGUUGGCAGUUGUUUCUUGCACUCUGUGUUGCCACCCACAGCAGUGCAUGGCUUGGGACUGCUGUACUUGUAACCAACAUGAGGAAUUUCCCAGCCAGUAGAGGAACUGUCGCUGGAAUUCUGAAAGGCUAUGUCGGGCUUAGUGCUGCAGUUUUGACGGAGAUAUAUACCAUGUUGCUUGAUGGUUCGGCUUCAAAGCUGCUGCUGUUCCUUGCAUUGGGUAUUCCUGUCAUAUGUUUGGCCAUGAUGUAUUUUGUCCGGGCUUGUACUCCUUCGGAAGAAGACUCUUCAGAACGUGUCCAUUUCCUUUUCACUCAAGCAGCAAGUCUUUUUCUUGCCAUUUAUCUUCUCACAACCACAAUUCUAACAGAUACAGUAUCCCUAAGUAUCUACAUCAAGUAUGCUUUUAUUGCCAUAAUGGUCAUUCUCUUGAUGUCUCCUCUUGCAAUUCCCUUGAAAAUGACAUUAUUCCCAGCACAACGUAAACAGUCAAACCAGUCAAAUGGUUCUGAUGCAAUCUCAGGGGAAACUAAAUCAAGUCAGACCGAUCCGCUGUUAACUACUUCUUCAUCAACGGCGAAUCUUGGAAGCUUUUUUGAGAGUGAUGAUGUCUCUGAAGUAGAUAUUCUUCUAGCUGUGGGUGAAGGUGCUACAGUCAAGAAAAAAAGAAGACCUAGAAGAGGAGAAGACUUUAAAUUUGCGGAAGCUAUUGUUAAAGCUGAUUUCUGGCUUUUGUGGGUUGUGUACUUCCUUGGGGUUGGGUCUGGGGUGACUGUUCUGAAUAAUUUGGCUCAAAUUGGAGUUUCUCUGAUGGAACUGGAUGAUCCUACAGUAUUGCUAAGUCUAUUCAGCUUCUGCAAUUUUCUGGGCCGUCUUGGAGCUGGUGCUGUUUCGGAACACUUUGUCAGGUCAAAGGCACUACCUCGAACAGCCUGGAUGACUGUCACACAGAUUAUCAUGGUUAUCGCAUUCCUCUUGUAUGCUUCAUCUCUGUACGGAACUCUAUAUGCUGCAACAACAUUACUCGGCAUCUGCUAUGGCUUUCAGUUUGCCAUAAUGAUUCCAACUGCAUCGGAACUUUUUGGCUUGAAGCAUUUCGGGAUCAUAUUUAACUUCAUGCAGCUCGGAAACCCUGUAGGUGCAUUUCUAUUUUCUGGUUUGCUUGCCGGUGAGGUAUAUGACGUAGAAGCAAGAAAACAAGCAGUUUCUACUUGCAUCGGUCCCAGUUGUUAUAGGCUUACAUUCCUAGUUUUAGCUGGAGUUUGUGGUCUUGGUGCUUUCCUGAGCCUAAUUUUGACAGUCAGGAUUAAACCAGUCUACCAUAUGCUCUAUGCUGGAGGUUCUUUCCGUCUGCCACAAAGUUCAGGUCAUUAAUAGCUUGAUGUAUCUCUGAAAUCAAACCACAAGGAUAAUCGGGCAUCUUUUGCUGCCCUAGAAAGGCAUCACAGUUUUCUAUUAGCUGGAGGCAUUCAGCCAUUCACAUUAUGCAUCAAACCAUGCUGAUUUGCUCAGAAAUACAUCUGAAAGAGGUAUUCCUUCUGUCAUUGUAGCUCGAGGGGCAUUACCAAUGUUCAAUGCUCCAUGUUAUGCUGAAUACACAGCUUCUUAGAAAAGCAAAAUUUUGACUCUGCCUCAGGAGAGUUUGAAUUAACCUCUUGCCGCCUGAACUUGUGUCAACUUUAAAGAGAUAAUGUGUAUCACAUCUUUGCGGACUUUUUACUUAUUUUUCCUAUCUCUUAACAUCUAUGAAUGAGGAACACAAACUUCAAUCUCUUGUUGAGUUUGUGAAAUGAUGCGAUCUGUUUUUUGUUAGUGGUUUUGAGCUUGCAUUUGUCAUGGAGAAGUCCUCUUUCUCCGGUUGACCUUAAUAAUGAUAAUGUUUUAGUUGUUGACAAGGGUUUAAAUAGCAAAUAAAAGAAGGGACCAAGUCAGCUCACCCAUGUAAGCUUGCUCAAAGACUAAUCAGGUCAACUAUGCAUUGUAGUUUUUAUUUGGUACCAUGAACUAUACUCUUUCCGUCC
Molecule: messenger RNA, 3979 nt
Organism: Oldenlandia corymbosa var. corymbosa
Lineage: Eukaryota; Viridiplantae; Streptophyta; Magnoliopsida; Gentianales; Rubiaceae
Source: the annotation of a GenBank genome assembly